This is a messenger RNA of Nerophis lumbriciformis (worm pipefish), 3294 nucleotides long. NCBI's taxonomy places the organism in Eukaryota, Metazoa, Chordata, Actinopteri, Syngnathiformes, Syngnathidae. The record is from RefSeq and is a predicted model, not a curated record.
AUGUCAGCGCAGGCCAAAGUGAAGAAGGACAAAGAGAUCAUUGCCGACUAUGAAAGCCAAGUGAAAGAGAUCCGUAACCAACUGGUGGAGCAGUUCCGUUGUUUGGAGCAGCAGUCGGAAUCCCGCCUGCAGCUACUGCAGGACCUGCAGGACUUCUUCCGCCGGAAGGCUGAGCUUCAAUUGGAGUUCUCCAGAGGCUUGGACAAACUUGCGGAGCGCUACUCGUCUAAGAUCCGCACUUCCAGAGAGCACCAGCAUUUCAAGAAGGAUCAAAAUCUCCUGUCCACUAUCAAUUGCUGGUAUUUGGUCCUGGACCAGACCCGGCGGGAGAGCAGAGACCAUGCCACACUCAGUGACAUCUACAACAACAACGUCAUUGUCCGUCUGACACACGUGGGCGACGAUGUCCUCAGACUUUUCAAAAAGAGCAAAGACAUCGGGGUGCAGAUGCAUGAGGAGCUGGUGAAGGUCACCAAUGAGCUCUACACAGUCAUGAAGACAUACCACAUGUACCACACGGAAAGCAUCAGUGCCGAGGGCAAGCUGAAGGAGGCCGAGAAGCAGGAAGAGAAGCACAUCGGCAAGGCCAAUGACAUUAGCUCCGCCUUAAUGCGAUACGGUCAUGACGAACGGCCACAGCGGCGGAGCUCUGUGAAGAAGAUGGAGAAAAUGAAAGAGAAAAGACAAGCCAAGUAUUCUGAAAACAAACUCAAAUGUACAAAGGCCCGCAAUGAUUAUCUCCUCAAUCUGGCAGCCACUAAUGCUUUGGUGGCGAAAUACUAUAUCCACGAUGUAUCUGACCUGAUAGAUUGUUGUGACUUGGGGUACCACGCAAGCCUGACACGGACCCUGAGAACCUACCUGUCGGCCGAAUACAGCCUGGAGACGUCUCGCCACGAGGGUUUGGACGUUUUAGAAGGAGCGGUGGAUGCCAUGGACCUCCGUGGGGACAAGCACAAAUUCAUGGAUGCACACAGUCAAAUGUUCUGUCCACCUGCACGCUUUGACUAUCAGCCACACAUGGGGGACGAGGUGUGCCAGGUGAGCGCGCAGCAGCCAGUCCAGACGGAACUCUUGAUGCGUUACCAGCAGCUUCAGACUCGCCUGGCGACGCUCAAGAUUGAGAACGAAGAGGUGCGGAAGACUCUGGACGCCACCAUGCAGACCCUUCAGGACAUGCUCACAGUUGAAGACUUUGAUGUAUCCGAAGCCUUCCAGCACAGUCAGUCCACCGAGUCGGUCAAGUCAGCUUCGUCUGACUCCUACAUGAGCAAGGCCAAUAUCUCUAAGAGAAGAGCCAAUCAGCAAGAGACUGAGGGCUUCUAUUUUACUAAAUACAAAGAGUACUUGAAUGGCAGCAAUCUUAUUGUGAAGCUCCAGGCCAAGCAUGAUCUUCUGAAGCAGACAUUGGGAGAAGGAGAGAGGGCCGAAUAUGGAACAACCAGGCCCCCAAUACUUCCCCCUAAACCCCAGAGAAUGCGGAAGUCUAGACCUCGCUCCAUUUUUAGGCAUAAGCUGUUUAACGGCAGUAUGGAGGCCUUCAUCCAGGACUCAGGACAGCCAAUACCAGUGGUGGUUGAGAGUUGCGUCCGAUACAUCAAUCUCUACGGUCUUCAGCAGCAAGGUAUAUUUCGUGUCCCAGGAUCCCAGGUGGAAGUCAACGACAUUAAAAAUGCAUUUGAAAGAGGAGAAGAUCCGCUCGUGGAUGAUCACUCGGAUCAUGACAUCAACUCUGUGGCCGGCGUUCUUAAACUCUACUUCAGGGGUCUGGAGAAGCCGCUGUUCCCUAAAGAACAUUUCCUUGACCUCAUAUCCACUACGAAGCUGGACUUUGGUUCUGACAGAGCUCAUCACCUACAGCAGAUUGUUGCAACUCUCCCGCAGUCUGUGGUUGUCGUCAUGAGAUACCUUUUUGCCUUUCUAAAUCAUCUAUCUCAGUACAGUGACGAAAACAUGAUGGACCCUUACAACCUGGCUAUUUGCUUUGGCCCCACACUGAUGCCGAUACCUGAGGACCAGGAUCCUGUGGCCUGUCAGGCGCAUGUUAACGAGGUCAUUAAGACCAUUAUCAUCCACCACGAGGCCAUUUUCCCAGCUCAGCGUGAGAUGGAGGGACCUGUGUAUGAGAAGUGCAUGGCCGGAGGCGAGGAAUACUGUGAGAGUCCACACAGUGAUGCUGGCGCUCUUGAUGAGGUCGACAACGGUACUGGACCAAACACUAGUGAUGAUGAGCUGGAGCAGAUAGAAGCCAUUGCGAAAUUUGACUACGUAGGCCGAAGUCCUAGAGAGCUUUCCUUCAAGAAAGGCGCCUCGCUUUUGCUCUACCUGCGAGCUUCUGAAGACUGGUGGGAGGGACGGCAUAACGGUGUAGACGGCCUCAUUCCGCACCAAUACAUUGUGGUGCAGGACAUAGAUGACGCAUUUUCGGAAAGCAUUCAAAGGACUGACAGUGAAACCAGCAGUGGAUACCACGAGGAACGAUCCUCAUCCAGGCAUGAGCAUCAGUCUUUAUCGGAACACCCUCUAGAACGCCGCUAUGGGGCACCAAUGGCAAGGCCUAGAGUACGUUCAGAUGGAGCUCCGCUUCACCGUCACAGAAACGGCGACAACCACAGCCCCACCAGAUCUGCCGACGGGCCACCGAGAGUCGCGCCUCGGCCCUGCAGCCCUCACAAAAUGGCGGUGAGCAGGGGUCCCACAGACAGUCCGGAAAAGCGUCGACUUGCUACCUUUGGGGCUGCCGGACACCCUCAACGGUCAUCUCCCGGCACAACUCGGCAUACAAAUGUGGGAGAUCACAAAACCCUGGAGGCGGAAGCACUCGCUGAGGACAUAGAGAAAACGAUGAACACAGCCCUCCAUGAGCUGUGUGAGCUGGAGCGACAGAAUGUUGCCAAGCAUGCCCCCGAUGUGGUCCUGGACACGCUGGAGCCUCUCAAACACCCCAGCGGCAGCCAGGACGUACCCGGAAGUCCCCUGCACACCAUGGUCAUCAGAGAUCCCGAGGCUGCCCAGCGGCGAAGCAGCAGCAGCUCCUCCUCUGAAACCAUGACCACUUUCAAACCCGCCCUGGCCGCACGCAGGCCCAACGCGCCCGUCAGGCCGCCACCUGUCAGACCGGUCCGGCCGGCUCCUGUUCUCACGCAGGGCCAGGGCCCGCACCGUUCCAGCAGCUCCAGUUCGUCAGGUCUAGGCAGUCCAGGCAUGACUCCCACUGACAGGGUUUUUCCCAAAGCUCCUUCACCUUCACCGUCCACUUCCUCCUCCUCCUCAGACAAACAGGGUAACAUGUAG